Peronospora matthiolae is the source of this 210-nucleotide messenger RNA. The record is from the annotation of a GenBank genome assembly. Lineage: Eukaryota; Oomycota; Peronosporomycetes; Peronosporales; Peronosporaceae.
AUGGAGGCGUCACAAGGACGACAGGAGGAGAAGGAGCGUUUCAAGGGCCACAUGGCUAGUGUUUUUGGUUCGGUGUUGGAGCAGGGCAAGGAUAUGAUUAGAGAGGCGUUGAAAGUGUCUCUACCGAGGCGUGUGUCACCCGGCGUAUCGCCAUCAACGUACUUUGGCGCAAGACAGCCUGGGAUAUGCUGGUGCAGCGGCCAAUGUUGA